Messenger RNA from Syngnathoides biaculeatus (alligator pipefish), 6168 nucleotides. Its product is annotated as carboxyl-terminal PDZ ligand of neuronal nitric oxide synthase protein-like. NCBI's taxonomy places the organism in Eukaryota, Metazoa, Chordata, Actinopteri, Syngnathiformes, Syngnathidae. Gene Ontology annotation, molecular function: nitric-oxide synthase binding. Bases 373 to 2622 code for a protein of 749 amino acids. The record is from RefSeq and is a predicted model, not a curated record. The transcript is spliced from 13 exons.
CCUCCCCCAGAGAGCCAUGGUGGCUUCGGGCGAAUGAAAACCGCUGGAAUGACCGGACGCCUCCCCCUAUAGUGGCGCAGACGUUGGGGCAAUCCAGUCAGGCAGACUGGGGGCACACGACUCGCUUGAGUUAGAAGACACGCAAAGUCCAACAUAUUCGCCUGUGCUUCACCACCUAUUCUCAUCUCGUGGUUGUUCAUUUUGACCACAGCGACCAUUCGGGUCCUGCGGGAAGACAUUUGGGGAGAAGGGGUGGCUGUCCAGGGCGGUGGAGCGCCGCCUCUGCAGUGCUGGGACGGACGACUGCGAUGAGGAGCAUGCUCUAACCGCAUUUGAAGUUUACGCCUUGGUAUUAUUUUAAAUAGCUUAAAAAUGCCCGUAAAAAGCAAAUACAACCUGGUGGACGAUGGCCAUGAUUUGAGGAUCCCGCUCCAUAACGAGGAAGCGUUCCAACAUGGAAUCAACUUCGACGCGAAGUACAUCGGGAGUUUGGAUGUGACACGACCUAGCAGUCGAGUGGAGAUCGUGGCUGCAAUGAGAAGAAUAAGGUAUGAGUUCAAAGUGAAAAACAUUAAAAAGAAAAAGGUCAGCAUCAUGGUGUCUGUUGAGGGUGUAAAAGUCACCUUAAGAAAAAAGAAAAAAAAGAAAGAAUGGAUGUGGGAUGAAAAUAAAAUGAUGGUGAUGCAGGACCCCAUUUACAGAAUAUUCUAUGUGUCCCAUGACUCACAAGAUUUAAAGAUCUUCAGUUACAUUGCACGAGAUGGGCACAGCAAUGUUUUCCGGUGCAAUGUGUUCAAGUCCAAAAAGAAGAGUCAGGCCAUGCGCAUUGUCCGGACUGUUGGUCAGGCAUUUGAGGUCUGUCACAAACUGAGUCUGAAGAAUGCACAGCAGAACACAGAUGGACAGGUAGACUGUCACACUGAAAAGAAUGGCAACAACUCCUCUAUUACAGGAGUGCAUGCUCAUCCACCUGUAUGCAUGUGUCUUUUAGUUGGCUCAGGUGGAGAGCUAAUAGGAGGAGCAGACAUGGCUACAGCUGCUGCAGAAGAAACAGACAUCGAUGCUGAUGAGACAAAUAAGUUGCCGGUUGCUGAGGAGCUAAAUAUUAAUAGAGGGGUGACAGAUCUGGAUGCCACACCCAAGACAUCAGACCUCAACCACUCGGAAAACAAGAUUUCAGAGGAGGCCUCCUUAGUGAUGUCCAGCCCCAGGCUGCUGCUCCCUGCCUCAAGUGUACUUUCUCCUGGCACUCUCUUGUCUGUUCACCAUCAAAUUCAACUGCUCCAACAGGAGCUUCAGCAACAGCAACAGCAAACAGAAGUCGCUGUGGCACAGGUUCAUCUCUUGAAAGACCAGAUGAGUGCAGAGGCCACAGCUCGACUUGAGGCGCAGGCCCGAGUUCACCAGCUACUGCUGCAAAACAAAGACCUACUGCAGCAUAUAUCGCUCCUGGUUAAACAGAUCCAGGAACUUGAGACAAAGCUCAUUGGACCCAACUCCAUGGGAUCCCAGGACAGUUUGUUGGAAAUCACCUUCCGAUCAGCAGUGCCCCCAGUAAUCUGUGACCCGAUUACCCCUAAACCGGAAGUGUCUGCCCUGAAGCUACCGCAUCUUUGCACCACUGACAGGGCCAUGAAGGCAUUUGCAUCUUCCAAUGGGAGUUUGGGAAGCCCACUAGUUGAUCAAAGCAUGUUUGAGAAUUCUGUUGCCCAGCAACAGAGUCCCCGCAUCACCAGGCAAGGCCAACACUCACCCAAACGAACCCCAGCAUCUCCUAACUCUAACCUGGGUGUUGGUUCCUCUGAUUCUCCUUCCUCUGGGGGCCAGCAGAGGCUGAAAAAUGCGAUUAAUCUGGGCAAGGCUGUCGGGGCAAAGAUGAAUGACCUGUUGAGGAGGAAGGACUCGAGCCAUGUUGGAGACAUUGGAGUGACCGAAGUCAACAAGAACGUUGGUGCUGUGUGGAGUUGCAUGGAUCAGUUUAACCAAAAUUCUGCAAACAGUUUCAGUCACUUUUCCUUUGACUCCAUCCCUCGGCUGGAUCCACCACCCCCAUCGGGAAAGAAGCGCCUUCCUCGGGCAUUAAAGACCACCCAGGAUAUGAUGAUCUCUUCUGACCCAGUGGUCUCUUCUCUGGACGCUGCAGACUCCAUCUGCUGCCACAACGAGACACUCUUUCUCACCAAGGAGCAGCCUCAAAGCACAAAGGAUGUGAAGAAGAGUGAGCUUGACAACAGGUCAACAGACAGCCACUGUGCUGUUCAACAAUCUGAUAAAACAUCAGCAGUUGAAGAGACAGAAAUAUUGGAAAGCAAUGAAAAGGUGGAUGCUAUUAUAUGUGGAGAAGAAUCAAGGGGAGAACAUGCAGAGGAACACCAGGUUCACAUAGCUGUACCAGACCUCAUCCACAAAGAUCCUCCAUUAGUGGAGCCCAGACAUAAAACCAGUGAUAUCUGCCAGGAACCACCAGGUCUGGACUCCAGGAUGGCCUCCACACCAUGCUCUGGGAAAAGUCACUGCCGCAUCAGCCUGAGCGAGGAGGUCUUGAUCGCAAACAACAAGAAAAACAACGAAGUGAGUCUCGAGGACACAGAGCCACACCCAGAUCUACUGUCCUUUGAUUAAGUGCAAGAUACCGUUGCAGUAUGAUCGUCAUUUGUCUUUGUUUUCACUCCUUGUCCAAGGAUACACAAACCAAUUCAAAUGGACUCCAACCAAAAGAGUUUAGAAAUUAGGCCAUCCUAUUUCAGGGUUAUUUGAAAAAGGGAACAAGUGAGUUUAGAAACUACAAGAAACCAAAUGUGUUUUCUGUCUACUUUUGUAACAUUUGAAAGACUUUUGCAGUUUAAGUCCAGCUUUCCAGGGCUGUUUGUUUUCUGGAAAGACUAAAUUUAAAACAAAACUUUUUAAAGGUGAAAUGUUAUGUGUUUGGAAAUGACUGAAUUUUCACCACUUUUUAUUUUUAUUUACAUGUCUGAUUUGGUAAGAAGGAACCAACAAUGUAAGACAGAAUACGGAAAAUGGAACGAACACCAGUAGAUGAGUUUUAGAAACAUUCAGUUUUGUGUUUUUAACUGUCAGGAGUAGAGAACAAUACUCUCAUAGGUUUGAAUUAGUCCCUCCUAUUAUUUUAUCUCAUUUUUUUAUUCAACCCAAAACAAUGAAUGACUACAAACAAAUGAAUAGGUAACUAACUAAAACUCAAAAAUAUUUGUACUAUUUCCCUAAGAAUGGACGAUAUGUACCUACCUACGAUACGAUGUACCUACAAAGUUGUACUAAAACAUAAUGGAGAUGUUUCAUUGAAGACAAUUCCAGAACUGGCUUCACUGGAGUUAGUUUCCCUUGGGAAAACUAGUGCAUGGCUGAACGGACUACUGAGCUGAUGAAAAUGUUAUUUUUAAGAAAAUUGCCUGUCUGUCAUAUUAUUUGCCUCAUAUUGUCAGAGUGUACACAGAAAAAAAUCAUUAAUGAUAGAGACUUUUUUAGUCCUGAUUUUAUUCAUUGUGUUUUCAGCCGUUUUGUUGUUUUUAUCUCCACCAAGGGAGUUCUCAAGUUUAUUUUUUUCUGUUCAAGCUUUCACAGUUGAGUUCACUUUUUUUUUCUUCCUCAAUGAAUAACUCGUAUUGAUUUUUUUGACAGUUUUUUCUGUUGAUAUCCUCUGGGAUGUAUAAACGUGGAACUGGAGAAAUAUGCAUAUAGUAUAUACACUGUAGGUAGGGAUUUACACAUUUUGACUAUAUGCUGUUAUAAAAGAGGACCAAUGCACACUCCAUUUUUGCAUUUACCUUGUAUACGAUUUUUAGAUUUCACCUUUUGUUUUACAUCUUUGGCCCUGGAAAUGUCUAAAGCACAGGUCUUAAACUUAAUGCCCGGGGGCCAGAUUUGGGGCGCCCCAUCGGUUUAUGUGGCCUGCGAACCCAAUCCAUGAUUUGUAUAAAAACUGUAGCAAAAUUUCAAAUUUUUCUUAUGUAACACAUCGGGUUGGGAAUGCUAAACCGAUGUGACCGGAAAUAUGUUUGCAAAGGCAAGAGAUAGAGUGAAGAAAAUAAGUAUUUGAACACCCUGCUAUAUUGCAAGUGAUCCCACUUAGAAAUCAUGGAGGGUUCUGAAAUCAUAAGUGCAUGUCCACUAUGAGAGAGAUAAUCUAAAAGGAAAGAUCCAGUAAUCACAAUGAAUGAUAUUUUUAACAAUUUAUUUGUGUGAUACCCCUGCAAAUAAGUAUUUGAACACUUAAGAAAAGCAAUGUUAAUAUUUGUUACAGUAGCCUUUGUUUGCAAUUACAGAGGUCAAAUGUUUCCUGUAGUUGUUCACCAGGUUUGCACACGCUGUAGGAGGUAUUUUGGCCCCCUCUUCCACACAGAUCUUCUCUCGGUCAGACAGGUUUCUGGGCUGUCGCUGAGAAACACGGAGUUUCAGCUCCCUACAAGGAUUCUCUGUUGGGUUUAGGUCUGUAGACUGGCUAGGCCAGAACCUUAAUAUGCUUCUUACGGAGCCACUCCUUGGUUUUCCUGGCUGUGUGCUUUGGGUCAUUGUCAUGUUGAAAGACCCAGCCACAACUCAUCUUCAAUGCUCUGACUGAGGGAAAGAGGUUGUUCCCCAAAAUCUCACAAUACAUGGCCGCGGUCAUCCUCUCCUUAAUACAGUGCAGUCGUCGUGUCCCAUGUGCAGAAAAACACCCCCAAAGUAGGAUGCUACUUCCCCCAUGCUUCACAGUAGGGAUGGUGUUCUUGGGAUGGAACUCGUCAUUCAUCUUCCUCCAAACAUGGUUAGUGGAAUUAUGACCAAAAAGUUCAAUUUUGGUCUCAUCUGACCACAAAACUUUCUCCCAUGACUCCUCUGUAACAUCCAAAGGGUGCUGGUUUAAGCAGGGGAGCCUUCUGUGCCAUGCACGAUUUCAAACCAUGAUGUCUUAGUGUAUUAGCAACAGUCACCUUGGAAACAGUUGUCCCAGCUCUUUUCAAGUUAUUGACAAAAAUCCUGUCGUGUAGUCCUGGGCUGAUUCUUUACCUUUCUAAGGAUCAUUGAGACCCCACGAGGUGAUAUCUUGCAUGGAGCUCAACUAAGAUUGAGGAGAUUGUGGAGUUGUACAAUUUUGUUUCUGGUGUCUUUGGACAGCUCUUUGGUCUUGCCCAUGUUACAAGUUGAGUCUUACUGAUUGUAUGGAGUGGACAGGUGUCUUUAUGUAGUUAAUGACCUCACAAAGGUGCAUCUGAUUCAGGAUAAUACAUGGAGUGGAGGUGGACUUUUAAAGGCGGAAUAACAGGUCUUUGAGGGUCAGAAUUGUAGCUGAUAGGUGUUAAAAUACCUUUUUGCAGCUGUAUCAUACAAAUAAAUCGUUCAAAAAAUCAUACGUUAUGAUUUCCGGAUUUUUCUUUUUAGAUUAUCUCUCUCACAGUGGACAUGCACCUACGAUGAAAAUUUCAGACCCCUCCAUUCUUUCUAAGCUGGAGAACAUUCAAUAUAGCAGGGUGUUCAAAUACUUAUUUUCUUCACUGUAUGAAUAUAUCGGUGGAUACAAAAUCUACCAGGAAUACUUAGAUACAUCUGUUGUAGGACUAUGGACCAGAUAUCGCAAGGCUAGGAAUCGGUUGCGUUAGGCUUUAUGGUAUUCAUCUUGUAAAAAAUUGUGAGAGGUCUCACAUUGUGCUCCGCAGGUAACACUGUUUAUAACCAGCCAUGAUGGAUACUGUCAAUGCUACUAGUUUAACUACAUUUCUCUGGACCAUCACUAUUUCAGUAUCAAAUUACUUUUAAGUAAGUUAUAAGUUAAGCAAGUAAAGCUACUUUCGUGGACACAGCAAAGUUGCAAAGUAGUGUUUCCCCAGGAGUUGUAAACAUUGAAUGCAACGUCAAUUUACAUACUUUAUCGCAAGUCCGCCGAAAGUGCCCUUUGGCGAUUAUAAACAUGCAGCCAAUAUAGCAAAGGUAGGUACAUAUCGUCCAUUCUUAGGGAAAUAACUCGGGAAGCUAAAGUUUCAACUGGAGUUCUCGCAGUCCACUUAAAAAGAAACAUCCGAGAGGACACACAGCCAGUAUGUCCCGAUACUGACACAACAAUCACCAGUUAAACUAAGCUCGUCACUGCUGAAAAGUUGAAAAUGUCACUCAGCGAGCACCAAAAAAAAUUAAAAAGUGCACACAGCUUACUAAAACCCUGAAAAUGACAAA